Onychostoma macrolepis is the source of this 4229-nucleotide messenger RNA. It is a transcript of the gene slc1a5, whose product is annotated as solute carrier family 1 member 5. The record is from RefSeq and is a predicted model, not a curated record. The coding region runs from base 147 to 1772 and encodes 541 amino acids. Gene Ontology annotation, biological process: L-aspartate import across plasma membrane. The transcript is spliced from 8 exons. NCBI's taxonomy places the organism in Eukaryota, Metazoa, Chordata, Actinopteri, Cypriniformes, Cyprinidae. Gene Ontology annotation, molecular function: L-aspartate transmembrane transporter activity; neutral L-amino acid transmembrane transporter activity; symporter activity. Gene Ontology annotation, cellular component: plasma membrane.
CCCGCCCUAAUGACGCUAUAGCUAGUAGAAACGCCUUCUAGGUGCGUUUUUUACGCUGCUAGCACGCGAGGAGAAAGCAGAGACAAUCAGCUCACACCAAAGACUCCCAAUAAGACUUACACUAACUCCCAUCUCCAGAAAGCACAAUGGCAGAAGAAAAGAUCUCAAUAGAAGAUGUAAAGACGUCCAACGGUGAAGCGCACCUGGAUGACCCGACCAUCGCCAACGGCUUGAGUGAGCACAAGAGGAGCUCGCCGGAGACCAGAGGGCAGAAGCUGAAACGCUUCGCCAUGGCCAAUCUGCUGGUCAUCCUGACGGUGUCUGCGGUCAUCGUCGGCGUCUUCAUCGGGCUCGGCGUGCGAAGCGCUGGGUUGAGCCGCACGCAGAUCCUUUACUUCGGAUUCCCCGGCGAGCUCCUCAUCCGCCUGCUCAAGAUGAUCAUCAUUCCUCUGGUGGUCUGCAGUCUGGUGUCAGGGGCCGCCAGCCUUGACCCCAAAGCCCUGGGCAAGCUGGGCGGCUGGGCGAUGCUCUUCUUUCUGGUGACAACGCUGAUCGCGUCUACCAUCGGCGUUAUUAUGGCGUUCAUCAUACAGCCUGGCUCCAGCGACGGGCAAAAAAUAUCCAAACUCAACCAAGAUGACACGGUGGUUCUUGAAGCCAAAGAAGUCAUCGAUUCGUUUUUAGACUUGAUAAGAAACAUCUUCCCAUCGAACCUGGUAUCGGCUGCCUUUCAGUCGUAUGCCACUGGUUACAAGAUUAAAAAUAUAACCAGCUCGACCAACUUGACCACCUACACUGUGGAAAAGACUCCAGUUGGCACCGACGUGGAUGGAAUGAACAUCCUGGGUCUCAUCGUUUUUGCGAUGGCGUUUGGUGUGGCCUUGAGGAAACUUGGAGAGGAAGGAGAGAUCCUUAUCAAGUUCUUCAACUCUUUCAAUGAGGCCACCAUGGUGUUGGUCUCCUGGAUCAUGUGGUACGCACCGCUGGGUAUUAUGUUCCUGGUUGCUGCUAAGAUUGUAGAAAUGGAGGAUGUUGGCUUGCUGUUCGCCAGCCUGGGGAAGUACAUCGCCUGCUGCGUCAUUGGCCAUGCCAUCCAUGGUCUCCUCGUCCUCCCACUCAUUUACUUUGUGAUUACACGGAAGAACCCAUACACUUUCUUGCUGGGAUUGGUCACCGCUUUGGCCACUGCCUUUGGAACGUCCUCUAGCUCUGCUACGUUGCCCCUUAUGAUGAAAUGUGUGGAGGAGAACAACGGUGUGUCCAAGCACAUCAGCCGCUUCAUCCUGCCCAUCGGAGCGACCGUCAACAUGGACGGAGCCGCCUGCUUCCAGUGCGUAGCUGCGGUGUUCAUCGCUCAGCUGAAUGGAAUCCCGCUGGACUUCGUCCAGGUCAUCACCAUCCUCGUGACUGCGACGGCGUCUAGCGUGGGUGCUGCUGGGAUCCCUGCUGGAGGGGUGCUGACGCUGGCCAUCAUUCUGGAGUCAAUAGGCCUGCCCACCAACGAUCUGUCCCUCAUCUUGGCUGUGGACUGGCUUGUCGAUCGCACUUGCACCGUCAUCAAUGUUGAAGGUGAUGCCUACGGAGCAGGUCUUCUACAGUAUUUCGUGGAUCGCAAUUCCAGUAAAGAGGGGGCGGAGCUAAAUAAGGUAGGAGUGGAGGAAGAAGACCCCGCCUCCAGGCCAGAAAGUUCUCCGCUCAUUGAAAAACAGGGAAACCUUGAGUUGGAAGAAGUUGCUGGACCGAAACCCUGUGAAAAGGAGUCUGUCAUGUAGACUUGCACAGUAUUUCAACAAACUUUCCUUCCCGACCUGUCUAAUCUCACUAAAUCAAUCUCUGCAUCCACGCAGUGACCAUCGGAGAGAUACAGGUUUAGAUUAAGACAGGACAAAGACUACAUCCUUUUGACCCUCCUCUAUGCCCAGCUCUUUAUGAAAGGAGUCUGCCAAAACGUAUGCACAUUUAGAUGAGAAAAAUGCUUGAACAAUUAUUUAUUAGAUGCUGGUCUGAUAUUUUGGAUUUUUUCUCUUUUUUUAUGUUUGCUUUACUCUUAUAAAACACAAACUCAGUCCGACCUUUUAAAAGAAUCUAUUUAUUACUAUUAUUUUUACACAUGCCCUAAUAGUUCUGAUUAUAUGCUAUUGAGUUGAACCUCAGAACACCUUUUUCAUGCAAACAUCUCCUAUUAAGCCAAAGCAUCCGCAGAAUCUCUCUGCAUCUUUCAAACACACCAAAUACGUUUUUUAUUUAUUUUUUUGUUAAGGUGGCUUUAUGGUCCGUUAUGCUGAAAUACCUCAUUCAUGCUGAUUCCCUUUAUACCACCUCAGGCUCCUCAGAUGUAGGUCCAUCUAACAGGUGCUAAUACCUGCACUAAACUUACUACUAGAGGAGACAAAAAAAGACGUAGGAAGCCUGACUGACAGUCAAGAGACAGCAAUUUACCUUCUGCAUCUUUCUUAAUGCAGUCACUAUUAUAUUUCACAACAGGCUCUCUGAGGUCAAGUUGUAUACUAAGGUCAGAAAGGAAUGCAAGCACAAUGAUAUAAUGGUUCACAUGCAAAGUACGCGUUGUCUUAAAGCUCCAAGGCUGUUUGGGUAAGAGCCUUGAAGCCUGCAGCUGAGGGAGUUCCCUAUGUGCAAGUUAAUAAGCAACUGAGGUCAAGAGCUGUAAACCGAUCCGUUUAAGAAGAAAGCCAUAGAUUAGAGCAUGAAUCCAGACUGGAAAUGACUUUUUAAAAAAAUUUUUUUUUUUUUUAAAUGUAUUUUUUGUGUACAAAAAAAAAAGUAAAAUAUAAGGAAAUGAAGUUAUCAAAUUUGUUUACUUUUUAAAAGCGUACUUCAGAGAUCUUUUUUUUUUGUUUGUUUUUUUUCUAAUGUAUGUUAUUGCAGAAGAGCACAGAUAUAAAAUGUCUGUUAACACCAUUAACUGGUGAAUGUCUAACUGCAACUACUAGUUGAACUGGAUUACUAAUUCUAUUUUUUUUUUUUUUCUUUUUUUUUUUUUAUAACUAUAGAAAUGUCUUAUAAAUGUAUAACCUAAACACACCAGCUGAAGGAAAGUAAUGGACGACAGGGUGAGAGACAAUUGCCGUUGUACUGUAUGUUGACCAAAUGUUUGUCACAGUGAUGAGAAAAAAAAUACUUAAUAACCCAUUUCUGUAGAAAUCUGACUCGCGGUCGAUCAGUAAGAGGUUAAAUUUGACCAAAGAAACGUUUCUCAUUUUUAAUAUUAAUUUAACAACAUAUAGUCUUUAAAUAUGGGGAUUGGUGCUUAUAAUCUGGAUAAUUAACAGUCUCUCAGUUCUGUUCUGUUCUACACUCAAGUUGUAUUUGAAAUCACAGGUGUAUUAUUUCAAAUUUCACAGAUGUUCUGCGUGACUGACAUCACUCCUUUAAAAGCCAGUACUGUAAAGGCUUCUCAUUCCAGGCGGCUGUAGCGUAGCUGCCCUGCUGAUGUGGAUAUGUGUCUGUGUGCGAGUUUAAUGGGUGGUUGUCAUAAAUGGCUGCUUGAAGUCAUCAAUGGAGCCAAAGGGUACUGUUAAGAGAACCAGUGAAUGUACUCCACACGGACUGCAGAAUAAAGUCUUUUUAAAUAAAUCAGCAGUGAUGUUCUCUUUAUUACGAGUUCAAGUUGCUAAAAUGAGGUACACGUUGGGUCCCAGAAGAUUUUGUAAUUAGGAUAACUGAACCACUUGUUUGGUUAUCAUAUUUAUCUAUAUCAUGUUUAUUAUACAGCUCUCUGGUGUACUGACUGGUUAAUUGUGGCCUUCUGUGUUUGGAUAUUUUGUAUAAUGGUUGCUGGUUUCCUUCAUAGAUGUGUUAGCUUUAUGUCACACUAUAUUCAACUCCAAUAUCAGUUUCAUGACUCGAAUUAAGUCAAUGCGUUCAUUUAUUAGGUAAGAGGCCGUUUAAUAAGCAAGCUAAUGUAUAGUCAUGGGUUAUUAUUGCAAAAUACAGCCCUUUAGGGCGAUCCAAGACUACUUGGCUUCACUCGAUAUCAGCUGACUUCUUAUCUUUCCUUGAUUUCAGUUUGUUGAGUCCCGAAGACUUAAAAUGUGUAACUGUAAACAAAAGCAACAUUUUUAAGGCAGCUUUGAAGUUUUGCCUAGUAAUGAUGCUGUACAAACUGGGUAGCAUAUCAUUAACCAAGCUCAGCAUGAAGACUUUAUGGCUUAUUGCACCACCUUGUGGUCAUUUUACUGUAAUAUUUGCAAUAAAAACUCUUGAAGUAA